AUUUAUAUAUCUUGUUUUUAAUAUUUUCAUCUUUAAAUUAAUUAAAUUAUCAAAAAAAUUACUCUUGGGGUACAAACGAAACAUAAAAAUCGAAAAUAGGGUACAAUUGAAAAUUUUCCUAGAUCGUGGUAUAAAUGAAAAAAAGUUACAAAGUGAGUGGUUUUUAAGUAAUUAGGCCUUUAAACACUCAACCAUUAGCUUCAUUUCAUCUUCCCAACAUUUAUUGACUUAUUCAUCAUCUACCAAUCUCUGCACAAUGAAUGAACUCAAACCAACACAGCCUAACUCAUCUCCUCUCACACCACUCACUUUCCUAGAACGAGCAGCAAUCAUUUACGAUGAUUGCCCAUCGAUCAUCUACAACAAAACUACUUACACAUGGUCACAAACCUACCGUCGCUGUCUUCAACUCGCCUCCUCUCUCACCUCUCUCGGCAUCAAAACACGACACGUCGUCUCCGUCCUCGCCCCCAACAUCCCCGCCAUGUACGAGCUCCAUUUUGCAGUUCCCAUGUCCGGUGCAAUCCUCAACACCAUCAACAUCCGGCUCGAUGCUCGUACCGUCUCGAUUCUCCUCCAACAUGGCGAAUCAAAGCUUGUGUUUGUUGAUAUCAUGAGUAAAUCUUUAGCUCUUGAAGCCAUCUCUCUACUUCCACCGGAAGCUAAAUCUCCAAUUCUUGUUCUUAUUGAAGAUGAUGAUUAUGAUCAAGAAGUCAACGAUUCUUUCAAAGUCAACGCUUCAUCGACAUGUGGUGAUCGUCGAUUCGUUGAUAGUUACGAGGGUUUGGUGAUGAAGGGUGAUCCUAGCUUCAAAUGGAUCCGACCAACUAGUGAAUGGGACCCAAUUGUGUUAAACUACACUUCAGGUACGACUUCUUCUCCUAAAGGUGUAGUUCAUUGUCACAGAGGCUCAUUCAUCACAGCCCUUAAUUGUCUUGUUGAUUGGUUUGUACCGAGUCAACCUGUAUUUUUAUGGACCUUACCCAUGUUUCACUCCAAUGGGUGGAACUACCCGUGGGGCAUGGCUGUAGUAGGUGGGGUCAAUAUUUGUCUUAGAAAAUUUGAUGGGUCAAUUAUUUAUAGCUUGAUUAAGAAACAUAAUGUAACGCACAUGUGUGCUGCCCCGGUCGUGCUUAACAUGCUAUCAAAUACUGUAUCUACCACUCUGGAAAAGCCAGUCCACAUCCUUACCGCCGGAGCUCCACCGCCGGCGGCGGUACUCUCUCGGACGGAGUCUUUAGGUUUCAUAAUAACUCAUGGUUACGGAAUGACAGAAACCGGUGGGAGUGUAACGUCGUGUGCAUGGAAACAAAAGUGGAACCAUUUCCCGGUGACAGAAAGAGCGAGACUAAAAGCAAGACAAGGAGUAAGAACGGUAGCGAUGACAGAGGUGGAUGUAAUCGAUUCGGAAACCGGAAAGAGCGUAAAACGAGACGGAUUAUCGCUGGGGGAGAUCGUUUUACGCGGCGGGUGUAUCAUGCUAGGUUAUCUGAAGAAUCCAGAGGCUACCGCAAAACAAAUGAAAGAGAAUGGUUGGUUUUACACAGGGGACGUGGGUGUAAUGCAUGCAGAUGGUUACUUAGAGAUUAAAGAUCGAUCUAAAGAUGUGAUAAUCAGUGGCGGAGAGAAUAUAAGCAGUGUGGAGGUUGAGUCUGUGCUGUAUAGUUAUCCAGAUAUUGAAGAAGCGGCUGUUGUGGCUAGACCGGAUGAGUUUUGGGGUGAGAGUCCUUGUGCAUUUGUGACAUUGAAGAAGAGUAAAAAUAAGGGUUUGUGUGAUCAGAAAACGGUGGAGAAGGAGAUUAUUGAGUAUUGUAAGGCUAAGAUGCCUCAUUACAUGGUUCCUAAGACAGUUGUUGUGUUUAAGGAAGAAUUGCCUAAAACAUCUACUGGUAAGAUCAAGAAGUUUUUGCUGAGGGAUAUGGCUAGAGCCAUGGGUGAGUCCAGAUCUAGUCGCUUGUGAAGCUUGGUAACUUUUUUUUUUUGGCCAUUUUUUUAAAUUAUCAGAUUUUAUUAAAUAGUUGUAAUGUUUGGGUUGAUUGUUUUUGGCUGAAACCAAUUGUAAAAUGCAAAAUAAUUGAAACAAAUAAGAAAUGGAAACUAUUAACUUUUUGUAUGAAUAAAAGAGUAUUUAUCUCAUAUAAUGGCGGUAUUAUGUCAUUUUUAUA
Mercurialis annua (annual mercury) is the source of this 2165-nucleotide messenger RNA. RefSeq names its product 2-methylpropanoate--CoA ligase CCL4-like. Lineage: Eukaryota; Viridiplantae; Streptophyta; Magnoliopsida; Malpighiales; Euphorbiaceae. The transcript has a single exon. The record is from RefSeq and is a predicted model, not a curated record. Bases 257 to 1960 code for a protein of 567 amino acids.